CUCAAGUGGGCCCUCUAGAAAACUAAAUUCCAAUGAGACGAAAGUGGCUCCAAAAUCGAAAAGUUGCGACUUGUGCAACAAGGAAAACCAUCCUGUCCGUGUAUGUCCGCGUUUUCUCCAAAUGUCGGUUGACGACCGGUCAGCCUACAUAAAACGGAAGCAGUUAUGCUUAAACUGCUUUGCAAAUGGACAUCAGCUUCAUGAGUGCAAAAGCACGCACAAUUGUUUUACUUGCCGUGGCCGGCAUCACACGUUGUUGCACCGAAACAACCCCUUUUCCAGUAAUUCAAGCCCUUCAAAUCCUGCAAGGCCAAUUUCCGCUAAUCAGGCCAAUUUCGUUCCAAAUGAGCAAGCCGGUGUUCAAAAUUAGUUCGCCACGGGCUCAAGAGCUAUCCUUCUUGGCACUGCCGUAAUCAAUAUUUCCCAUCUUGGCACUAACUUUAAGGCACGCGCCCUGAUCGACUCCGGAUCAGAGGCAACAUUCGUAACCGAGCGACUCUUCAGUCGGCCUAUGUCCUCCCUCAACUAGCCGGAAAUCUGCCUUUCUACCCAAUUUCGCAAAAUUUCCUUCGGGAUCUUCCCGAUUUUCCACUGGCGGAUCCAAAAUUCUAUGAGAGCGCACAAAUAGAUGUCCUUAUCGGAGCCGACAUUCUGGCUUCGGUGCUUCUGAGUGGAGCAAAAACCAACAUCUGUGGCUCUCUCUUGGGGCAAGAGACCAUUUUCGGCUGGGUACUAACUGGGCCAGUGUCAGCCUCAGCCCAAAGCAGAAUUUCCUCCUUUCGACGCAGAUCUCCCACGCGUACGAUAAUUCACUGGACAAACUACUCACAAAAUUUUGGGAGAUGGAGAAUAUACCAACAAAGUUCCUAAAAGAAGAAUUUCCUUCAAACGACCACGAGAAACGAGUGCGGCAAAUAUGUCGUUACUCUGCCUUUUCGCGACCAAGAACAUAUUGGUUCCGGGCUAGGGCAUUUUAGGUCUUUCGCGUUGGCUCAGUUUUUAAGAAAUGAGCAUCGUCUUUUUAGAGAUGAGGCCUUAAAAGCGAGAUACGAUUCGGUGAUCCAGGAAUAUCUCGACUUAAAGCACAUGCAACAAGUUCUUCCUACCCAUGAUUGCAACGCCUAUUAUAUGCCACAUCACGCAGUCUUAAAACCGCAGAGCGUAACUACUAAACUCCGUGUAGUAUUCAAUGCAUUCAGCCCUUCAAUGGACCUCCAACCAAAAGGAAGUUUUAGCGGCCAUUCAGAGCAACCAUCUAUUAAAUACUGAUUUUCUCAAGAUCGAUGCAGAAAGCACUGCCAAAACACUCGGUAUUCGCUGGAAGGCAUCCUCCGACGAAUUCUUCUUCGUCCCGCCAAGUCCUGUCCCAAAUUGCCAAAUUGUUCGACCCUGCAGGCUGGUUAGCGCCAUUUAUCGUUCGAGCUAAAAUUUUCAUGCAGGAGAUUUGGCUGCAGGAGCUUGGGUGGGACGAAAACAUUCCAAAUGAGCUUUUUCAGCGAUGGCUUAAUUUUCUCCGAAGUUAUUCGGUUUUAGAGCAGAUACGCAUUCCACGCUGGCUAUCGUUUCAUCCAGAUUUCAAGGUCGAGCAUCAUGGCUUUUGCGAUGCAUCGCAAAAGGCUUAUGGGGCGGCAAUAUAUGUCCGCGUAGAAGUGGGCAGCUCCAUUAUGGUGCAACUCCUAACCGCGAAAACCCGGGUAGCACCAGUCAAAACGGUUUUGCUCCCAAGACUGGAGCUGAGCGGAGCGUUAUUGCUUUUCGAAAUGGCUGCAGCAAUCAUUCCACAUAUGCCUACGAUCAACUCCGAACUUUACUGCUGGACGGACUCCACGAUAGUGCUUGCAUGGUUAGGCAAGCCAGCGUGCCAGUGGACCACAUUUGUAGCCAAUAGGGUGACGAAGAUCGCCCAGGCCACAAAAACAGAGAAUUGGUCUCAUGUUCAAUCUGAGCAUAAUCCAGCAGACCUGGCAAGUAGAGGAGUUUCCCUCCAAGAUCUAGCCGAUAGCCUGUUAUGGUGGCACGGACCGACUUGGUUGCAAAAUCCACGCAACCAAUGGCCAACUCAGGUCGACAACGCUCCGCUGCUCUAAAAGUGCAUCUCGCAAAAGCUCCUUCUUAAGAGUUGUUGGCACGUUUCUCCAAGCUUGAGAAAGCUCUACGGGUCCUUGCUUAUGUUCAUCGCUUCAUUCAGCGGUGCAGGAAGCAGACAUCUCCAUCUGAUGUGCAUUUGCUGGCCACUGAAAUCGCCGCCGCCGAGCGGUUCUUAAUUUCGAACACUCAGCACAGAGAAUUCCCUGUGGAAUAUCACUGCCUAAGUGAAAAGCGUCCAGUGCCUAGUUCAAGAGCCAUCCUAAGCAUGAACCCGUUUCUAGAUCCGCAAGGACUGAUCAGGGCGUGCGGCCGUGUGGCGGCUUCCGAAAGCCUUCAAUACAAUGAACGGCAUCCAGUGAUUCUUCCGUAUAACUGCCUGCUUUCUCGCCUCCUUGCGAAUUUCACUCAUCGCAUAA
Messenger RNA from Drosophila yakuba, 2504 nucleotides. RefSeq lists its product as uncharacterized. The transcript has a single exon. The record is from RefSeq and is a predicted model, not a curated record. Bases 1284 to 2087 code for a protein of 267 amino acids. NCBI's taxonomy places the organism in Eukaryota, Metazoa, Arthropoda, Insecta, Diptera, Drosophilidae.